GUUAAUUCGCAGAAAUAUUUUAUUGGCUAAUGAUGGAUGAUAUCAUGCAGUGGCGGAUUUGCGUAGGUGGAUCAACAAAAAAAAAAUAUUUAGAAAUCUUAUCAAUGGGUGAAAUGUAAAAGUAUGGUUAUGAGUUAUGAGUUAUGAGUUAUGACAAAAAGAGGAUGGUGGAUAGUGAACAGUGAAUGAUUGGUCGGAGAUAGAGGCCAGGAGUCAGUGCCCUUGACGAAGACGUCAUUGUAAAUCGGCGUCUGCGCAUUGACGUUUGAAUCGAACAAGUAGUGGGGGACUCCCUCGCAAGUGGUGACCGAUGAAUACUCGCGAAUUCCGCUAAAAAAUUGUUACGGCGUAUACGUGAGUUGUCUUGUGUUGUGUUAUGUUGUGUUUCGAGCAAGUAAAGAGUUUGCUUCUCCAUUCUCUCCUACUGCUUUCACGGUAACGACAACCAGCCGUGUCGAACACUCCAUACACAAUAAUAACUGUGCUUUAUUUAUUUUUUUUAUUUUUAUUUAUAUUGUGUUUAUUUUUAAUUGUUGACUGUAGAAGAAGUAAUGACGUUUAUCAAGUGUUAUUCUUCCCAAGUAUAGUUUUAUUGCCGACGGUUGUCUUCUUUGGGAUACAAUGCGUCAAUGGAUUACGAUAAAGAGGAACUGAUAAACCAGACAGGACUAAAGAGGGAGAUUUUAUAUACAAAAAUAACGUUGAGUGUGUUAUGUUGUGUACAGUUAAAUAAAGCGCGUAUCACUAUGCACACAAAUUUAGUUAGCUUCUCUGUGUAAAAUGGCAACCUUGACACGAGGUUUUUAUUAUUUAUCAAAUAAUUAAAAUGUCAUUUUGAUAAAUAAUCUCAUUGGUGGUUUUUAAAUUUACAAAAUUUAUAGCUUGGAGUAAGAGUGUCAACGGUGGUUUCCCGAUUAUUGCAGAAGUAGAGGAACGCGUCGCCCGAGGUUCUCAACAACGACAAAAACAGAUCCAGCGACAUUCACAUAAGAUGUAACAACUGUAGACAGAGGUUGUCGUUUUACUGAUCUCACUGAUGAAAAUAUACUUUAUUUAUUCAUCUAGGACUUUUAAAGUUCAAAUUAUACCCAAAACUAUCUGACAAAACCUCGGCUGAGUUCAAGGUUUCAAAGGUAAUAAAAAAAAGGCAAAAUGGCAGCACAAUUGGAGCAACAAUUGCCCAUUCCUCUGCCGGAUUUGAGCACACUUCGAAUAACUACUGCUGUUACUAUGCUCGGAAAAGCCUACGGAUGCGGUCAAUGCAGUGCUCCUCCACCUGGGCCAACAACCAGCACCGCAGUAGGCGCAGCAGGGGCUGCUAGUAGUAGUGUCGCUGCGUCGAGUUCCUUGGGAGUCGUUCCCUCACAGCAGACACACACACCCCCUCAGCCUCCAGAUCUACCAGUAUUCUCAUGUCCUCGUCGGCCAAACAUCGGACGGGAGGGAAGGUCGAUCGGCCUGAAGGCGAAUCACUUUCAAAUAAGUAUGCCUCGGGGAUACGUCCACCACUACGACAUAAACAUUCAGCCGGAUAAAUGUCCGCGAAAAGUCAACCGGGAGAUAAUCGAGACUAUGGUCCACGCCUACUCCAAAAUAUUCGGAACUCUGAAGCCUGUGUUUGACGGUAGAAAUAAUUUAUACACCAGAGACCCACUGCCAAUUGGCAAUGACAAAUUAGAAUUAGAAGUAAUACUGCCCGGAGAAGGAAAAGACCGGGUGUUCCGCGUGUCGAUUAAAUGGCUUGCCCAGGUAUCACUCUACGCUCUCGAAGAGGCUCUUGAGGGACGAACAAGGCAGAUUCCGUAUGACGCAAUUCUUGCUUUGGAUGUUGUCAUGAGGCAUUUACCCUCGAUGACGUACACACCUGUGGGCAGGUCAUUCUUCAGCACUCCAGACGGCUACUACCAUCCCCUGGGAGGCGGUCGGGAAGUCUGGUUUGGAUUCCACCAGUCUGUAAGACCGUCUCAGUGGAAGAUGAUGCUCAAUAUUGACGUGUCAGCAACUGCUUUCUACAAAGCUCAGCCGGUUAUUGAAUUCAUGUGCGAGGUCUUGGACAUCAGGGAUGUUAACGAGCAGAGAAAACCGCUUACUGACUCCCAGCGUGUAAAGUUUACCAAAGAAAUAAAAGGCCUCAAGAUUGAAAUCACUCAUUGUGGUACUAUGCGACGAAAGUAUCGUGUUUGCAAUGUUACUCGCAAACCUGCACAGAUGCAGUCUUUCCCGUUGCAGCUGGAAAAUGGACAGACGGUUGAGUGUACAGUAGCUAAAUACUUUUUGGAUAAAUAUAAGAUGAAAUUGCGAUACCCCCAUCUACCGUGCCUUCAAGUCGGUCAAGAGCACAAACACACUUAUUUACCCCUUGAGGUCUGUAAUAUUGUUGCCGGUCAACGUUGUAUCAAGAAAUUAACUGACAUGCAGACAUCAACGAUGAUUAAAGCUACAGCUCGUUCUGCGCCAGAUCGUGAACGCGAAAUCAACAACUUGGUUCGUCGUGCUGAUUUUAAUAAUGACUCUUACGUUCAAGAGUUUGGUUUGUCUAUUUCUAAUAACAUGGUUGAAGUUCGCGGUCGUGUAUUGCCACCACCUAAAUUGCAGUAUGGAGGACGCGUGAGUUCUCUCAGUGGACAGACAAAGCAACAAGCACUACCGAACGCCGGAGUAUGGGAUAUGCGAGGCAAACAAUUUUACACAGGUGUUGAAAUAAGAGUAUGGGCUAUAGCUUGUUUCGCCCCGCAGCGAACAGUAAGAGAAGAUGCCUUGAGAUCCUUUACUUCUCAGCUCCAGAAGAUAAGUAACGACGCUGGUAUGCCAAUUAUUGGACAGCCUUGUUUCUGCAAAUACGCAACAGGACCUGAUCAGGUUGAACCUAUGUUCCGUUAUCUAAAAUCGACGUUCCAGGCUUUACAACUUGUCUGCGUUGUUCUACCCGGCAAAACACCUGUUUAUGCCGAAGUAAAAAGAGUCGGUGACACAUUACUGGGUAUGGCAACGCAAUGUGUGCAGGCUAAGAAUGUAAAUAAGACAUCACCCCAAACAUUAUCAAACUUGUGCUUGAAAAUAAACGUAAAACUCGGGGGUAUAAACAGUAUCCUCGUCCCAAGCAUAAGACCUAAAGUUUUCAACGAGCCUGUAAUAUUCCUCGGCGCAGAUGUGACUCAUCCACCGGCCGGUGACAAUAAGAAACCGAGUAUUGCUGCGGUAGUGGGUAGUGUCGAUGCUCACCCCUCUCGUUACGCGGCGACAGUAAGAGUUCAGCAGCACAGACAGGAAAUAAUCCAAGAGCUCAGUUCAAUGGUCCGCGAGCUAUUGAUUAUGUUCUACAAGAGUACAGGCGGCUACAAACCCCAUAGAAUUAUCCUUUACCGUGACGGUGUGUCUGAGGGUCAAUUCCUGCAUGUUCUGCAGCACGAGCUCACUGCUAUCCGUGAAGCUUGCUUGAAGCUCGAGUUGGAGUACAGGCCUGGUAUUACAUUUAUUGUUGUACAAAAGAGACAUCACACAAGACUUUUCUGUGCGGACAAAAAAGAACAGAGCGGAAAAAGUGGAAAUAUCCCUGCUGGUACCACUGUUGAUGUUAGCAUUGUACAUCCAACAGAGUUCGAUUUCUAUCUUUGCAGUCAUCAAGGUAUCCAGGGUACAUCUAGACCCUCCCACUAUCAUGUCUUGUGGGAUGACAAUCAAUUCGAGAGUGAUGAAUUGCAAUGCUUAACUUACCAAUUGUGUCACACGUAUGUCAGAUGUACGAGGUCUGUUAGUAUACCAGCCCCAGCUUAUUAUGCCCACUUGGUAGCAUUCCGCGCUAGGUAUCAUCUUGUUGAAAAAGAACAUGACAGCGGAGAAGGCUCACAUCAAUCUGGCUGCAGUGAAGACAGAACACCAGGUGCGAUGGCUCGCGCUAUAACCGUUCAUGCAGAUACUAAACGAGUAAUGUACUUCGCGUAAAACGUAACUAUUGUGUCAAAGUAAUGCAGUGUUUGAAGAUGCCUUUGCACGACAAAGCACUCACAAGUCAUAUCGCGAGAAUCUUCGUUAAUUCGAUAUAUAUUUAUCGAGAGAAUCAUUAAGAAAAAAAAAAGAAGACAAAUAUAAGUAACUUAAGCAAGAGUAAUAAUUGGUAAAUAUAUAUUUAUUAUAUAUAAUAAUUAUGGCUAUUUUAAUUAUAUCAUCAAACGAUCGAGCUAGAGAGGUCAAUUUAAUUUUCUUUUGCUAGACAUGUCGAAUCGUUGCUGUAAUUUGGGCGGGAAGGGAAAAAAAAUUGUAGAUGACGGGUGCUUUAGUUAAUCAUGUGUAAAAUUAAGAUUAAGAG
Messenger RNA from Cotesia glomerata, 4306 nucleotides. It is a transcript of the gene AGO1, whose product is annotated as protein argonaute-2. The record is from RefSeq and is a predicted model, not a curated record. Lineage: Eukaryota; Metazoa; Arthropoda; Insecta; Hymenoptera; Braconidae. The transcript has 11 exons. Gene Ontology annotation, molecular function: RNA binding; protein binding. The coding region runs from base 1153 to 3942 and encodes 929 amino acids.